AUGGCCGACCCAGCCCCCGCCGAGCCCGCACUCGACUCCGGCGCCGCGACGAGCCUCGCCGCGCUCGCCUUCAGCAUCACCGACGGGCUCCCCGCGUUGCUCGAGCGUAGUCUGCGGCACGACGUCGAGAACAGCAUCCUCUCCGACCAGUGCGCGGAGCUGCGGGGGCGCACCGAGCACCUCCAGGCGGACAUCGCGCUCGAGCGCUCGAAGCAGGCCGCGCUGCGGGCGCAGAUUUUUAGAGUACGCGCGCCUGCGGGCGUGCAGAAGAGUUCGAGCACCAAAGAAUUGAGAACUGCGCUCGUGCCGCGGAAUACCGACGCGGACAGCGUAGGAGACAAGGAGAACAUCGUUGACGUAUCCCUAAUUUCCGAGGGCAGUCCCAUUUCGCUACGCAGCAAACGCAAGGGCAGGAUCUUCCCUGAUGAUAUGCGCAUCGUCAAGCGCAUGAAGCUCGAUGACAGCUCUAAGUAA
Messenger RNA from Phanerochaete carnosa HHB-10118-sp, 474 nucleotides. RefSeq lists its product as uncharacterized. The transcript has 3 exons. NCBI's taxonomy places the organism in Eukaryota, Fungi, Basidiomycota, Agaricomycetes, Polyporales, Phanerochaetaceae. The record is from RefSeq and is a predicted model, not a curated record. Bases 1 to 474 code for a protein of 157 amino acids.